This is a messenger RNA of Pocillopora meandrina, 4952 nucleotides long. The record is from the annotation of a GenBank genome assembly. NCBI's taxonomy places the organism in Eukaryota, Metazoa, Cnidaria, Anthozoa, Scleractinia, Pocilloporidae.
AUGAGCCUGUUUCCUUUAAGGUUACGUAUAAGACCUCGUAUCUUGUGUGGAAUAUCUGAUGUGGACUUGUCAUUGUCCUUAUAUGGAGAGAAAAUCAGCAUACCUAUUUGUAUGGCUCCUGUCGGGAUACAAGCCAUGGCAAACCCUAUGGCAGAAAAGGCCAGUGCACAAGGUAAGGUUGAUAUUACACUUUUCAAUUACUUGUGAACUCUGGGGCUUUUGGAAAGCUAAUACAUCAAUACUGCUCUGAAUCAUUCUUUUGAUCGUCAAGUCCAGAGUGAGGCAAAAACAAAAAAAAAAUGGCAUGUAAUCUUCUAUCCACAACUUAAAAAAAUGACCAAGUUUGGCACCUUAAAUGAACCAAAUAUUACCUUGAGGUCUGUGAAAUGAUUGCAGGCAACUUAAAACCCAUCUACAACUCAAUAGUUCACAUGUUAUUGAAAGUGCUGUAAUUAAAUUAUAUAGAGUAAUUAACAGUUUGUCAGUUGUUAGGAUAAAAAAAACUCAUCCAGAAUUUUCAAGACACUCUUUUGCAUUUCUGUUUAAUCUUUUCAUCCUCAGCCAUCCUCAUUCUCCUUUGGUUAAUUCCUCCCUCUUUGGUUUUCAUCUGCCUUUCGUCUGUACUCCAAAGCCUAUUGGUCCUCUUAGCAUGAGCUUGUCGCCAUUUCCAUGUAGCAACUAGGAGUGUUACAGUACUCCCCCCUAGAUGGGAUGUUAGUCCACUGCUAGGUUAUCACCCUGCACUUCAUCAGGCUUCCCUGACAAUUGGCUGGUACCAAUUUUAAUACCCCUGGGUGGAGAGAGAGGCACUGUGAGAGUGAAGUGCCUUGGCAAAGAACACAACACAUGACCCGGCCAGGUCUCAAACCCAGACCUCUCAACCCAGAGUCCAGUGCACUAACCAGAAGGCCACUGCAUCUCCCUCAUCUAUUUUAGCAAGUUGUUAUUUCAAGGUUUUAUUCAUUCGCAGAAAAUUACCUGUGAGACUUAAAACUUAUAAACUUUUCUAACCCCCCCUAUGACUGGCCACCAUCUAAUCUCUCUUUACAGUGUCACCCCUCAAUUAAAUAUAAAGGUUAUGAGAAUGAAGGAGAUGAUCGUUAACCCAAAAAGUGCUCUUGAUUGUUGCUCAAACUCUCCUUGUUACUGCUUUAAAAAAAGUGUAGAGAACAGAAUAAAGAAUGUGCAUACUAAUUAAGGGUUAUUCAAAUGAACUAGGAUACUUGAAGGAUCUAUUUUCAAUAAUCUCUUGAUACAGCCGCACAAGAUACAAAAACUUGCAUGGUUGUUAGUUGUAUGGCAUCAGCCACCAUUGAAGAUAUUGCAAACACAGCACCAAAUGGUUUACAUUGGCUUCAAAUGUACAUCUUCCAGGAUCACGAAUUUACAAAGAGCCUUAUUAAGCGUGCAGAGGACAGUGGUUACAAAGCAAUCGUUUUUACAGUUGAUGCCAUAAUCCAUGGUCGGCGAUGGCGCGAUUUAAGAAAUCAAGCUGUUUUAGUGCCACAUUUGAAGUUUGGUAAUGUUGAAGGACCGAAUACUGAUGACUAUGCUGUGAACGUGAAAUCUAUCAUUGAACAGGAAAUUGACUGGAAUUCAUUUGCCUGGCUGAAAAGUGUUACUAAGCUACCUGUUCUGAUAAAAGGGAUAUUGACUGCAGAGGAUGCUAAACUAGCUGUUGAGCAUGGUGUUAAUGGAAUAAUUGUGUCCAAUCAUGGAGGCCGACAACUGGAUGGAGUGCCAGCAACUGUAAUGUACAUUAGUUUCUUCGUUAAAAUUACUGAAAGCACUCAAACCUUUGAUAAUGAGCACCUGUCCUAUUUGGACACCCCCUAUAAGCAGACACAAAGCAAUUGCCUCAGCUUCAUACACCUUUAAAUUCUUGAUUCAAGGGAGAGAUUGGGUUGUAAGUUCUGCUGACCAUUUCAAUACUAGACAGGUGAGGGGCAGCUCAGUGUGUCACUAAUGUCGAUGUGUUCCAUGAUCUAUCACUGUACAGACCCACGGCAACAUAAAAUCUAUUUGGUUUAUUGAUAACAAAAAACAAAGUGUUGGUAAUGAUGACGUCAUUCAUGCGUUUGUCCUCCAAUAGAUCAUAAGUAAGAACCACCAAAAUUGCGUUUAGAAUUCAACUUAUCAUAAUAUAUAGAUUUAGCCAAGCCUAAAAGCGGAGCUCGCAUUUUUUUUCCCGCACAUCUCAAGAGCACGACGCCUUGCCCCGGCCAGGACUAGAACCCAGGUCGUCCGACUCGGAGCCCAGUGCACUGACCACUAGACUACUGGACAAAGCCGUGGCGUUGUUCGGGGUACAGUUGACCACGCAUGUUAAAAGUAGCACCUUGUACGGUCGCACGGUCGUACGGUCGUACGGUCGUACAUCCAAAUUUUUUCGGCCUGAUGGGUUACUACUAUUUUGUAUAAUUAUGGGGCUACGCUCUGCGAGCUCCGCUAUAAAUGUUCACAAAGCUUGUUUGUUUUAUUUGUAGAUUGAUGCUCUCCCAGAAGUAGUAAAGGCUGUUGAAGGGAAAGUUGACGUUUUUGUUGACGGAGGAAUAAGACAUGGUACUGACGUACUCAAAGCGUUGGCACUUGGAGCACGGGCUGUGUUCAUUGGGAGACCUGUGGUGUGGGGUUUAGCAUACCAAGUAAGUCGCACAAUCAUUUUUGUACCUAAAACUCAAAGUCUCCUCCCCAAAGAUUACCUUUGAAGCCCAUGCACAGAUCAGUUUGGAGCUUCAACAUCCCCCGGCCAACCCAUGGGCAUUUAACUGGCGUCCGUGCCCGGGGAGCGAGAAUUUGAACGUGGUCCGUUGUGGCAGGAAAUUUGAACCAGAACUGUCACGUCUUUCCACUGGAAUAAUAUUUUAUCUUUUAACAAGGAGGUGUUUAAAGAUUCAAAGUUCACUUUCGUGAGCAGAUGGCUCAGAAAUUGAGGUCCACAAAGUCACGAUCGCCAAUCUUGCCUUUCAACAAAAAAAUUGACGAUUAAUCCGACAUUUGGGUGGAGCAUUUGAGCACAAUUUUAGCCGGGUGGGGGGGUAAUAUGAACGACGUAAUCUUCAAAAGUUCAAAUGCCCAGGGGGUUGCUCAAGGGAUGUUGAAGCUUUGAAUUGAUCGACCUAUAACUAUUACUAUGCUUUAGAUGUAGCUCUGUCAGUACUACAACAAAAACUACACCCACCUUGAAGGGAACACUACAUAACUCUCUUUUUUCAUUUUCGGUGACGCGACCAAAAGCAACGAGGACUCUGGGAAUGAGAAUGGUGCGAACGACUAAACUCCACCGUAUGAACUAGAGAUUUUGCCUUUCAUGUCUACUCUUGCGCAUAUGUGUUUUCAAUUUGUGUUCUCGGUGAGAGCUGAGAUGCUACGCCCGGGGACGAAGAAUACUAUAAGCUUGAGUAAACUAAAGGUUUAAAAAAUGUGAAAUCGAGAUGAGAAGCAUGCCUUAUAGCCGUUCUCGUUGCCUGAUAUCCGAAGAACAACUGCGAAGGAGACUACGAGAUGAGAAGAUUCCAUUGUAAAAUAUACAGUUAAACCUCGACUAUAUCCGGACUCGUGGGGGCUGAAUAGUUAGGAUAAUAGAAUAUAGGAACAUUAAUGAACCAAAAAACUGAAUAAGGAUCGUUGUAAUAAUUGUGCAUUCGGUUAUAUUGACAUUUACCAAAAGUACUUUUAAAAAGUUAGUAAAGCUAACCAAAAACGUUUUACGACCUAAUAUUAUAAGUUAGAUCAGUCUGUUUCAAGCUGCUAUAGCGUGCGCACGUCGCUUAUUUCACCAUUUGUUUUUUUGAAGCUCCAUUCAUAGAUUAGCAUGAACAUUGCUUCUCUACAUGUACUUUGUGUGAAGGAAAAAAGUUGUCACAGAUCUCGAAUGUAACUUGUUGAUAUUCAUGAAAACAGGAACCCGAGAGGCGAGUCCGGAUGAUCGGAAAAUGUUUUGUGUUGUGUUAUUUUUUUUCCACGCUUUUUUCUCUCAGGGAAAGCAAGGUGUGUCAGAUGUUUUACACAUGCUAAAAGAAGAAUUGAAAAUUGCCAUGAUAGUAGCAGGUUGGGUUUUGUCUACUUACUAAGAACAAGACUUUUACGACAUUGUAUCUCAAUUAAGUAAAAAAAAUCUUUACUCCAAGUCACAAAUUUACGUUAUUCUUUCUAGUUCUAUUUUUUCAUUUCCUUUUAAUCUCUGCUCAAGUAGUGUUCAUAACUGCAAAGAUCGCUUUCAUAUUCAAUAAUAAUGAUAAUAAUGAUAAUAAUAAUCAUCAUCAUCAUCAUCAUCAUCAUCAUCUUGAUUAAGAUAACUUUUUCGGAUGGUUUUGCAUGCAAUCAACGAUAAAAGUAGAUGCUAAGAUAUAAAAAACUUAAUUAAGAUGUACAAGACAUCAACUAAAAUUUUUGUAUUAAUAACUUGGAAAGAUCACACCUAAAAAUAUUCACAUUCACAGACUGCCUGAUAUCUUAGCUAAUGGAGUUAAAUCCUUAAUGGCAUAAAAUGCAGUCCGUUUUUGUAUCAGUUCCUUUGGACACUUGAAAUUUUGUUGAAUUCUGGUGUUAUAAUAUAAUCAUAAUCUUGUUCAUGUUAAUACUUUUACACAUAAAUACAUCUUCUCUGAAGACGCCUUUUUGUGAAUGGUACCCUCUUAAGAGAGGCCAGUGCAUGUGUAGUACAUGAAUAAAGACACCUUACAGCCUUUAUCAAGGAAAUGUUAUUAUCAUGAGCUAGCUCCAAAUUUUUCUUAUUAAUUCAGAAGGAAAUGUCAAGUUGCUAGAUGGAUGAAUAAACAAUCAGAUCUUUGGAGUUGAAGUGUUGGUGAUGCCAUAUAUAGUGUGAGUGGUUUAUGUUUGGAAAACGAAAUUUUUAUUUACGUCUUUCGUUCUUUGCAGGAUGUGGAAGAUUGUCAGAUAUCAAACCAUCCUUGGUUGUGAAAGAAUCUUUUUAUUCUCAUCUGCCGUAA